Messenger RNA from Raphanus sativus (radish), 3333 nucleotides. RefSeq names its product homeobox-leucine zipper protein REVOLUTA. Gene Ontology annotation, molecular function: DNA binding; lipid binding; DNA-binding transcription factor activity. The coding region runs from base 590 to 3112 and encodes 840 amino acids. Lineage: Eukaryota; Viridiplantae; Streptophyta; Magnoliopsida; Brassicales; Brassicaceae. The transcript has 18 exons. The record is from RefSeq and is a predicted model, not a curated record.
CCUGUCUCUUACUGUUCGAUGUUCGGACCAGACUAGCCACUAGCUUUCUCUCUCUAAUUUCUCUGAGAGAACAGUAGGUUUUGAUUCUGCUUUGACUGAUAAACUUUUGAGUCUAGUUUGCUCUUCCAUCCUUUUGUGUGUUUCUUUAGGCUUGGACUCUCCUAGUGGUGUAGUGUAACUCACAAUGAUUCAACUUGGGUUUCUUCUUCUCUUGUGAAAGUGUUUUUUGUGUGAUUGUGUUAUUUUCUUGAAAGAAGCGAAGCUGUAAAUUUUCCUAUUUAGCUUUUUUUUACUCUUUUUUUUUUCUUUGGUCUCUGCUUCUUGUUCAAACUUUGUGUUCCACUUGUCUGUGGACUUUCACUAGAAGACACGACCUAAGAAUCUUCUUUGUCUGAGAAAACAAAAAGAAACAAGCACUUCCGCUUGCGUUACGCUUAAGAAACGACAGGAUUUUCCGAAGAAGUUAAAGAUAAAGAAAAGAAGAAGCCAAAAGGAAAGUGAGAGAGAGAGAUAGAAGCUCGCAUCCCAGUAAGAAAGUACAAAAAAACCGUCGGAAAUUAGAAGAUUGUUAUAUAUUUUUAUUAAAAAAAUGGCGAUGGCAGUGGCGAAUCACAAUGAGAGUGGUGGUGACAAUAUAAAUCGGCAUUUGGAUAGCAGCGGGAAGUAUGUAAGGUACACGGCGGAGCAAGUGGAGGCACUGGAGCGUGUUUACUCGGAAUGUCCUAAACCCACCUCUCUCCGCCGUCAACAGCUCAUCAGUGAAUGCCCCAUUUUGGCCCAUAUUGAACCCAAGCAGAUCAAAGUCUGGUUUCAAAACCGAAGGUGUAGAGAUAAACAGAGGAAAGAGGCUUCGAGGCUGCAGAGCGUAAACCAGAAGCUUUCAGCUAUGAAUAAGCUGCUGAUGGAGGAGAAUGAUAGGCUUCAAAAACAGGUUUCUCAUCUUGUCACUGAAAACGGAUAUAUGAAGCAGCAGCUGACAACAACAGUGGGGGCUGAUGCCAGCUGCGACUCGGUGGAUCCAACUCCUCAUCAUUCCCUUAGAGAUGCAAAUAGUCCUGCAGGAUUGCUCGCGAUCGCAGAGGAGACCUUGGCAGAGUUCCUUUCUAAGGCUACAGGAACUGCUGUUGACUGGGUCCAGAUGCCUGGGAUGAAGCCUGGUCCGGAUUCGGUUGGCAUUUUUGCCAUUUCACAAAAAUGCAAUGGCGUGGCAGCUCGAGCCUGUGGUCUUGUCAGUUUAGAACCUAUGAAGAUUGUUGAGAUACUCAAAGAUCGACCAUCUUGGUUCCGCGACUGCCGGAGCCUUGAAGUUUUCACAAUGUUCCCUGCUGGUAAUGGUGGAACGAUCGAGCUCAUAUAUAUGCAGACAUAUGCACCGACGACUCUGGCUCCUGCACGUGACUUCUGGACCCUGAGAUACACUACAAGCCUUGACAACGGCAGUUUUGUGGUUUGCGAGAGGUCUCUCUCUGGUUCAGGAGCUGGUCCUAAUGCUAAUUCCUCUGCUCAGUUUGUGAGAGCAGAGAUGCUUCCUAGUGGCUAUUUGAUAAGGCCUUGUGAUGGUGGCGGUUCCAUAAUUCACAUCGUCGAUCAUAUUAAUCUCGAGGGUUGGAGUGUACCAGACGUGCUGCGACCCCUCUAUGAAUCUUCCAAAGUAGUUGCACAGAGAAUGACAAUUGCUGCGUUGAGACAUAUCAAACAAGUAGCUCAUGAGAGAAAUGGAGAAGUGGUAUACGGGUUAGGUAGACAGCCAGCGAUUUUGAGAACUUUUAGCCAAAGAUUAAGCAGAGGAUUUAAUGAUGCGGUGAAUGGGUUUAAUGACGAUGGGUGGUCCAUAGCGCAUUGUAAUGGAGCAGAAGACAUAACUGUUGCUGUGAACUCUACGAAGCACUUGAAUAGGUUCUCUGAUUCACUCUCUUUUCUAGGAGGUGUGCUCUGUGCCAAGGCUUCAAUGCUUCUUCAAAAUGUCUCUCCUGCGGUUCUCAUUCGAUUUCUAAGGGAGCAUCGGUCUGAGUGGGCUGAUUUUAAUGUUGAUGCAUACUCUGCCGCCACGCUGAAAGCUGGUGCCUUUGCUUAUUCGGGAAUAAGGUCUACAGCGUUCACCGGUAGCCAAAUUAUAAUGCCAUUAGGGAAUACAAUCGAAAAGGAAGAGAUGCUAGAAGUUGUUAGAUUAGAAGGGCAUUCUCUUGUCCAAGAAUACACAUCUUUGUCUAGGGAUGUACAUCUUCUACAGAUUUGUACUGGGGUUGAUGAGGAUGCUGUUGGAGCUUGUUCAGAGCUAAUAUUUGCUCCAAUCAAUGAGAUGUUUCCUGAUGAUGCUCCCCUUGUUCCUUCUGGUUUCCGAGUCAUACCUUUAGAUUCUAAAACGGGAGAUGCUCAGGACUUGCUUACUGCUAACCACCGGACGUUAGACUCAACUUCAAGCCAAUAUGUGGGUUCAACAACAUCAGAGACUGGUUCUAACCCGAGCACACGGUGCAUACUCACGAUUGCUUUUCAGUUCCCCUUUGAGAAUAACUUGCAAGAGAAUGUUGCCAACAUGGCUUGCCAGUAUUUGCGGAGCGUGAUUUCAUCCGUUCAACGGGUUGCGGUGGCGCUCUCACCGUCUUCUGGGUUAAACCCGGUUCCUGGUUCCAAGUUGCCUCCGGGGUCCCCUGAAGCUGUUACUCUUGCUAUAUGGAUAAGCCAAAGUUACAGACAACAGUUUGGCUCUGAUUUGCUGAGGACAGACUCACUUGGUGGCGAUUCGUUAUUAAGACAACUAUGGGAUCACCAAGAUGCUAUAUUGUGUUGCUCUUUGAAGCCACAGCCAGUGUUCAUGUUUGCGAACCAGGCAGGUCUAGACAUGUUAGAGACAACGCUCGUUGCGAUACAAGACAUCACAUUGGAGAAGAUCUUUGACGAGUCAGGUCGUAAAGCCCUCUGCCCAGAUUUUGCCAAGCUAAUGCAACAGGGAUUUGCUUGCUUACCAUCUGGAAUGUGUGUGUCGACAAUGGGGAGACAUGUUUCGUACGAGCAAGCUGUUGCAUGGAAAGUGUUCGCUAACUGUGAAGGCAAUAACAACAAUGGUAUUCAUUGUCUUGCUUUCUUGUUUGCGAACUGGUCGUUCCUCUGAUCUCUGAACCUCUUGUAGUCUCUAACGGGGGUAUCCUUUACUCAUUUUUGGUUGAUCUAGGUGCUUUUGUGUCUUUGUUUUGUAAUUUAUUUGUUCUUAUUUAGUAGCUUUCGUAAGUAUUUUCCACCUUGCACUUCUCACAUCUAUUAGAGAGUACAUAGUGUAAUUAAACAUCAUGUUGUUCCUCUAACUUAAACAAAGUAGCUUAUAAUUUAGAAGUA